CCUACGCGGGAAUGGAGGCGGGCCGUAGAAUCUGGCCAGCAGCGGCUGCUGAUUCCGCUGAGUCGCACUAGUUUUUUCCAGAAGGAACCCGGGACUGGCUGGAUUCGUCUGCGGGGCCAUGCUUCUGCGGCAGCUGAGAAGCUGGGCCGCCCGAGCACUGCAAGGGGAGGGCCCCGGGAACCCCACCUGGGGCGGAGGGCUGCGAGGGAUGCAGCGCCGGGCCUGGCUUCAAGAUAAAGAUAAAGAAAAUGAGAAAGAAAAAAAGGCAGUGAUCUGUGUCGAGGGCAAUAUUGCCAGCGGGAAGACGACAUGCCUGGAGUUCUUCUCCAACACGAGAGACAUCGAGGUGUGCCCGGAGCCCGUGUCCAAGUGGAGAGAUGUCCGUGGCCACAAUCCUCUGGGUCUGAUGUACCAAGAUGCCAGUCGAUGGGGCCUCACGCUGCAGACGUACGUUCAGCUGACCAUGCUGGAGCGGCACACCUGUCCUCAGACGUCAGCUGUGCGGUUGAUGGAGCGGUCGAUUCACAGCGCAAGAUACAUUUUUGUGGAAAACCUGUAUAGAAGUGGGAAGAUGCCCGAAGUGGAUUAUGUGGUUCUGUCAGAGUGGUUUGACUGGAUCAUGAGGAACAUCGACGUGUCCCUGGAUUUGAUAGUGUACCUCCGGACCAGUCCUGAGACCUGUCACCAGAGGCUGAAGAUGCGGUGCAGGGAAGAGGAGAAGGUCAUUCCGUUGGAAUACCUGGAUGCCAUUCACCACCUCUACGAGGAGUGGCUCAUCAAAGGGGGCCCUUUCCCUGUACCGGCCCCUGUUCUGGUGAUUGAGGCCGACCACGACUUGCAGAAAAUGUUAGAACUCUUUGAACAAAACCGCAACCGGAUAUUAACUCCAGGGAACUGGAAAUACGGUCCGUAGGAUGGGGAAGACCUCACCAGAAGGAACACCCACUGCUGCCGAGUUGGUGCCUAGGAGGGAUGUGCAGUCUCCUCUUGGGAGGGCUUUAUAUCCAGCCAGAGUGGUUUUCCUAACGGUCUUUUCUGCUUUGCCAGUGUUUGUGUCCUGGGUGUCUGGCCCUAGAGGGUAAAUGACGAGUGGGGACCACUGGUUUGCCAUGCCCUGUAAUGCUUGCAGCCUUGCACGCCACCCCUAGCACCUCUCAUGGUGAUUGCCCAUCACUGGGUCCCUCGAACUAUGCGCUUAGGCAGGGCCACUGACGUCAUGCUGGACUCUUGGCCUCUGACCCUUCAGACCACACAGGAGGGCGAAGUAGUGGUCCUACAUCCUAGGGUUUCGAGUUGAAGCUCAGAGAGGCUAAGGGACUCCCUAAGGUCACACAGCCAGGAAGUUGGCGUCAUCUAGACUUCGAGCAAUUCCAAACAUGUUCUCAUGCCCCCCUCCCUUCUGGAAGCCCUGUCUUCCCAGCUGGGGGCCCUCACAUCUGCGUGCAGAGACCCAGCAGUUCCUGGGGCCAAUGCCACCAUGUUCUCAGGAUUUUAGCACGGGCCACAGAGCAGUUGCUAACACUGCUGCGAGCCAGGGCAGGAGGAAAGCAGACCUCGGUCUUGGAGCAGAGGGAGGCAUUCCUGGGACUCAAGGGGAGGGCCACGAGGAGGACAGUGGGGGCCGGCGUCCCCGAGUCGCUGGCCGGGGCGAGCCAGGCCGGCAGCGCUCCGGAUCUGUUGGCGUUGCUGGACUCCGAGGCGGGGUUCUGUAAGCAUAAGGUCGGUGUACCCCAGCGCUGCCUCAGCUGCGCUCACCCUUGCCAGUCUAAAGGAUAUCUUGAAAAGCACAUUCAUUUUCUCUUCAUCAACAUCUUCAGUGAAAUAGUUUCAAUUUACAUUUACACUUUUUAAUUUUACGUGUAAAAUACCUGAUUAGAACCAUUUAGAAAUAUUUCAUGUACCAGGUGAUUAAAAAAAAUUAGAAGUGUA
Messenger RNA from Phyllostomus discolor (pale spear-nosed bat), 1929 nucleotides. It is a transcript of the gene TK2, whose product is annotated as thymidine kinase 2. Gene Ontology annotation, biological process: nucleobase-containing compound metabolic process. The record is from RefSeq and is a predicted model, not a curated record. The transcript has 10 exons. Gene Ontology annotation, molecular function: deoxynucleoside kinase activity; ATP binding. Bases 119 to 913 code for a protein of 264 amino acids. Gene Ontology annotation, cellular component: mitochondrion; cytoplasm. NCBI's taxonomy places the organism in Eukaryota, Metazoa, Chordata, Mammalia, Chiroptera, Phyllostomidae.